ACGAGUUGAAGAUGAAGCCCAGAGCAGAGUGCUGUUCCCCCAGGUUCUGGUUGGUGCUGGCUGUCCUGGCCGUGUCAGGCAGCAGAGCUCGGUCUCAGAAGAGCCCGCCCAGCAUUGGCAUUGCCGUCAUCCUCGUGGGCACUUCAGACGAGGUGGCCAUCAAGGAUGCCCACGAGAAAGAUGAUUUCCACCAUCUCUCUGUGGUGCCCCGUGUGGAGCUGGUAGCCAUGAAUGAGACGGACCCAAAGAGCAUCAUAACCCGCAUCUGUGAUCUCAUGUCUGACCGGAAGAUCCAGGGCGUGGUGUUUGCUGACGACACAGACCAGGAAGCCAUCGCCCAGAUCCUUGACUUCAUUUCAGCCCAGACUCUCACCCCCAUCCUGGGUAUCCACGGGGGCUCCUCGAUGAUAAUGGCAGACAAGGAUGAGUCCUCAAUGUUCUUCCAGUUCGGCCCAUCGAUUGAACAACAAGCUUCCGUGAUGCUCAAUAUCAUGGAGGAGUAUGACUGGUACAUCUUCUCUAUCGUCACCACCUACUUCCCUGGCUACCAGGACUUUGUAAACAAGAUUCGCAGCACCAUCGAGAAUAGCUUUGUGGGCUGGGAGUUAGAGGAAGUCCUCCUGCUGGACAUGUCCCUGGAUGAUGGAGAUUCUAAGAUCCAGAACCAGCUCAAGAAACUUCAAAGCCCCAUCAUUCUUCUUUAUUGUACUAAGGAAGAAGCCACCUACAUCUUCGAAGUGGCUAACUCAGUAGGGCUGACUGGCUACGGCUACACGUGGAUUGUGCCUAGUCUGGUGGCAGGGGACACAGACACAGUGCCCUCGGAGUUCCCCACCGGGCUCAUCUCUGUGUCCUAUGAUGAAUGGGACUAUGGCCUCCCUGCCAGAGUGAGGGAUGGAAUCGCCAUCAUCACCACCGCCGCUUCCGACAUGCUGUCCGAACACAGCUUCAUCCCCGAGCCCAAGAGCAGCUGUUACAACACCCACGAGAAGAGAAUCUACCAGUCCAAUAUGCUGAACAGCCACAUUGGCAGCGCUUAUAAAGGGUACCUCCUGUGA
Molecule: messenger RNA, 1058 nt
Organism: Orcinus orca (killer whale)
Lineage: Eukaryota; Metazoa; Chordata; Mammalia; Artiodactyla; Delphinidae
Product: glutamate receptor ionotropic, NMDA 2B-like
Exons: 3
Coding region: 12-1058 (348 amino acids)
Source: RefSeq, a predicted model, not a curated record